AUGCGGGAGAAUGGGGAUUUCAGGACGGGUUUCUUGACGUCUCAGACUUGGAGCAUUAUUCGUCGGCGUGCCCCAAUAGUUCCGUGGUGCAAAGGGAUAUGGUUUAAAGAGGCUACUCCUAAAUACUCUUUUCUCUGUUGGUUAGCGGCUCAUAACAGGCUAUCAACGGGGGAUAGAUUACUGAUGUGGAACCCUCAAGCAACUGCGACCUGUUGGCUUUGCAAUGCUGCCACUGAAACGCGAGAUCAUUUAUUUUUUGAGUGUGCUUACUCUGAGGAAGUUUGGCGCGGCACAGUUCGUGGUCUGGUGGCUACAGGCUCUUCAGUCCUCUGGUCACAUCUGGUGCACUGUCUUGUUCAUGGUCUGCAAGACAGAAUCACUACGUUCUUAUUUCGAUACUGCUUCCAAGCGGUGGUCUCGGCUAUUUGGUACGAAAGAAACGCUCGACGGGUGGGGGAAGCUCCCAAGCCGGCUGCUCGAGUUAUACUAUUCUUGGAUAAAUUGAUCCGUAACAGGAUCUCUUCUUUGCGCAAGAGAGCUGGAAACAAUUAUGAAAAAGCCAUGAAGAGAUGGUAG
Molecule: messenger RNA, 576 nt
Organism: Raphanus sativus (radish)
Lineage: Eukaryota; Viridiplantae; Streptophyta; Magnoliopsida; Brassicales; Brassicaceae
Exons: 1
Coding region: 1-576 (191 amino acids)
Source: RefSeq, a predicted model, not a curated record